AAUUAAUUAAUAAUGGAUGAAGAAUUACAGAUUAAAGAAUAAUUGACAUAAGUUCCAUUCCACACUUUAUUGGGUUUUGAGAAGUAAAUGAAAUCUCAGUAAUAAGCUAAAACCCAAAUCAAGGAUUAAGAAUUGCCAAAAAAACUCAAAGGAGGUCCUGAAGUAAGAGAUGCAAGAAAACCAUUGCCAAAGAUCAAAAAUUAGCCAUAGAAAAAAUAAGAACAAAGAGAUCCAAGAUUCGAUAAAACAUCUGGUGAUUUAAGUUUAACCAAAUUUUAUAAAUCUUAUGAUUUUAUUGGAAAAAUGAAAUCAAAUGAGAUGUAAGUCCUAAAAAAGUAAUCCGAAAAACUUGACAAUGAAUCCAAAUAAAAAAUAAAAUAAAUAAUUGGUAAAUAGAAAGAUGAACUAAUCAAAUAAGAAUAAUUUUUGAAAAAAUAACAAACGUUUUCUAAAUUAAAGAAAAAGAAUUAUCAUCCUAAAUAAAGUAUUAUCAAAUAAGAAUUAUUAAAAUAAAAGUUUGAUUCGCUUGAAGCUACAGGAAAGCUGGAUGCAUAUAUGAAAUAAAAGAAGAAAUCAAUAUCAAAGAAACUUGAUUUUGCAUCUAAAAAAAUUAAAAAAUGAUUUAUAUAUAUAAAUGUAGCAGACCUAAAAUUGGGGUUUUUAUGCAAUUCUAUUAAAUAAAAAA
Paramecium tetraurelia is the source of this 685-nucleotide messenger RNA. RefSeq lists its product as uncharacterized. NCBI's taxonomy places the organism in Eukaryota, Ciliophora, Oligohymenophorea, Peniculida, Parameciidae. The transcript is spliced from 4 exons. Gene Ontology annotation, cellular component: 90S preribosome; nucleolus. Gene Ontology annotation, biological process: maturation of SSU-rRNA from tricistronic rRNA transcript (SSU-rRNA, 5.8S rRNA, LSU-rRNA). The record is from RefSeq and is a predicted model, not a curated record.